Messenger RNA from Staurois parvus, 313 nucleotides. NCBI's taxonomy places the organism in Eukaryota, Metazoa, Chordata, Amphibia, Anura, Ranidae. The record is from the annotation of a GenBank genome assembly.
GUGAGCUGUGAUUGGUCACAGCUUGUCACAUGGUACAAGGCUGUUGUGAAUAGCAUUGUACCAUGUGACCUCUGUGAUCAUUCACAGAUUUCACAUGUAGUAAGCAAUGAUGUCAGAAGUGACAUCAUUGCUUAUUACUCUUCAUGUGAUCACUGAUUGGCCAAUCAGUGAUCACAUGAUCGGGACCUCGUACAGAGGUGCCGUACGAUGAUCAGUGUUCCACUGUGUCCGGAGGACACAGUGGGCACCGGAUCGUGGUGCUGCGCGCGCUCCUAGGCAGCACACACAUGCAGGGUCGGGUGGCCGUUUAUAA